CGUGCGCAAUUCUCAAUUAGAGGAGACAAAGUCCGUUUCUGACCUACAAAAAAGCGCGGGAAAAGUUGGGGGGGUCAACAUUUAUACUUAUUAGGGCAAAAAACUACGACAGGGUGAGAGUGGCAGGCAACGUGAUAUAUUUGCUCUUCAAAUUCAAUGGACGGAGUAGACGGAGGAACCUCACACUCAUCCCACUCGGCGACCGUCGAUCUGAGCCGAGAUAGUCCCGCGGUGGUCGACCUGACGGGGAAGGUGCACCGCUUGCCAUGCUGCAUCAAGUACGAUGGUCCUACCUCUGUUUCUCACUACUUCAAGCCCAAACCCACUGAGAUGGAGGUGGAUGGGCUACGAGUGGAGGAAGCAUACUUUAGAGGAAGAAAAUUACAUGGAACCACUAUUGCGCUUCCCCAGGGCUACUCUGGCUUCAUCUUGGGAAAGAAAAGUGAUGUUAAGGAAGGUAAUAACACAAAGUCGGAUUGCUGGGAGACGAAUGCGACUUUUCAAAAUGUGACAGUGUGGAAUCAUGACGCCAUGCCAUCAAAAGAUGAUGCAUUCUUGCGCGUCUUUCACUGGUUUACUGUUGCCAAUGCUGUAAGUUUCUGUUAUUCUUUUGCAUCAGGAGCUCUUCCAUUUACUAUGAAAUUGAUGCCUUCAUGGCAAACUUGCAUUCCUUACUAUAUCAACUCUACAGUUUUGUUAUUUGAUUUGCGGCAAUAAUAUGGGAGAGAAGAAAUUGUUCGGGGCCCCGUGAAAUUUGUCCUGUGGUAAACUGCGAUAAUAUGGGCUAGGUUAACAUCAUGUUGUUCGUUCUAGUCUUUCCAAAUUAAUUUGGAGGAGAAUCUUUAAUGAAUAAACAAGAAGUUGCGAUUACAUUUUCUGGCAGGAGGUGGUAGAUCUAUGAUGUUGCAUGCAUGUAAUUUGCAUUCAAAUUCUUUCAUAAUGCUGAAUAGCUUUCUGAAUUCUUCUUUCCUGUUCUGCAACUACAUUUCUCUUAGAUAGGAUUGAUGAUGUUUAUUCAUGAUAUAAGUUAAGACCAUGAUUAGAGAGACGAAACUUCUUGGCUUUCUCAUGGUUAAAGGUUCUCUUUUUGAA
Messenger RNA from Sesamum indicum (sesame), 1092 nucleotides. Lineage: Eukaryota; Viridiplantae; Streptophyta; Magnoliopsida; Lamiales; Pedaliaceae. The record is from RefSeq and is a predicted model, not a curated record.